Molecule: messenger RNA, 1092 nt
Organism: Physella acuta
Lineage: Eukaryota; Metazoa; Mollusca; Gastropoda; Physidae
Biological process (GO): lipid transport; transmembrane transport
Cellular component (GO): membrane; intracellular membrane-bounded organelle
Molecular function (GO): lipid carrier activity; ABC-type transporter activity
Source: RefSeq, a predicted model, not a curated record
AUGCUGCUCAGCGUGGCCACAGACGAGCAGAGCACCAACCAGCAGACGAACGCCGUCAACUUCAGCCUGCAGAACCUCCACGACCUCGUCACACCCUUCUGGACCAACAACCACAGCGACACGGGGCUCGUGCAGUUUUACAAGGGGCAGUUCGAGUCUUCUGAGUUCAUACAAGCUCAAGAGACGAACCCAAACGAUUUCUUCUUAGACUGGAUAUCGAAUCACGGAGUGGAUCGUUUUGAAACUAAGAUGGUGGUUGGUGCCAAGUUAAGCACACCCAACGUCAUAACAGCCUUCUAUCAACCUAAAGUUAUACAUUCCCAGGGAAUAGCUGUGCAGCUUAUCCUCGACGCUCGUGUAAAAGCAGAACUCGGUGGCGAGUACUCAGUACGGUCGGGCAUACAAGACGAUACCAGCCAACUCUCGGAAGAGCUUCACACGUUUGAGUUCAUCAACUUGAUCUUUGCGCUCGUCCCAAUACUUCUAGCCAGCAGGAUCAUCUCGGAGAGAUCGGAAGGCAGUAAACACCUCCAAGAGCUGUGCGGCACCUACCCCGGGGCCUACUGGUUGGGGACGUUUCUCUUCGACUACAUCGUCUUCACGGUUGUCGUCCUAACGAUCAUGAUGGUUCUCACCAUCAAGCCCCAGAAGCUCAUCAUACAUUCACGCUAUGUGGCCACAUUCACUUUCUUCAUGGUCUACGGUCUUUCAUCUUUUCCAAAUAUCUACUUCAUCGAACAUUUCUUCAAUAGAACAGCCAUAGGCAUCGUCUUUCUUAUUGUGAUUAAGGUUUCAGGAAUUUUUUUUGUGAGAAUGAUUGCCCUAAAUAAUUGGUUUAAGUCUGAAGAUAGCGCCAUCAUUGGAACUGUGUCGAGCAUGAUAUCACCUGACUACCUGUUCGCCUAUAUUUUACUAGGAUUAAUGAACUAUGAUUGCACUGACGACGAUGCUCAGACAGUGAGCGCUGUAAGUCCAUUUUUGGAAAAGGAUUUCGGCCUCCUGUACAGUAUUUUUAUCUUUCUGAUCAUCGCCUGCUUCUCUUGGCUCGCCGUCUUUUGUAUCGAGUUCAAGCUUCACAUUUUCUUAUGGUAA